Molecule: messenger RNA, 2529 nt
Organism: Trichomycterus rosablanca
Lineage: Eukaryota; Metazoa; Chordata; Actinopteri; Siluriformes; Trichomycteridae
Product: GAS2-like protein 2A
Exons: 6
Coding region: 1-2529 (842 amino acids)
Biological process (GO): microtubule bundle formation; actin crosslink formation; protein localization to microtubule plus-end
Cellular component (GO): microtubule plus-end; actin filament; stress fiber
Molecular function (GO): actin filament binding; cytoskeletal adaptor activity; microtubule binding
Source: RefSeq, a predicted model, not a curated record
AUGUCUGGGAUCGAGUUGGCCUCCUCUCAGAGUAUCCGAGCAUUCAAAUCGAGUGAGGAGUAUCUAUACGCGAUGAAGGAGGACCUGGCUGAAUGGCUAAAUGAUCUGUACGGAAUGGACAUUACCGUGGAUAACUUGGUGCAGGUGCUGCAGACCGGCUCUCUGCUUUGCGUGCAUGCCAACAAAGUGACCUGUGCUGCGGCCGAAUUCCUGCACGAGCAUGGGAGUGCACACGUGCAGCUACAACUGCGGCUGCCCACGUCUGAAGUGGGCUUCAUCUGGUCGGCUCAACCGAACACCUUCCAGGCCCGGGAUAAUGUGUCCAAUUUUAUCAACUGGUGUCGAACUCAGAUGCACAUCAAAGACGUUCUGAUGUUCGAGACGGACGACCUCGUCCUGAGAAAGAAUGAGAAGAACGUCGUGCUGUGUCUGCUCGAGGUGGCUCGCCGGGCCUCUCGCUUCGGCAUGGCCGCACCCGUCCUCAUACAGCUGGAGCAGGAGAUCGACGAGGAGAUGAGGGUGGAGAAUGACCAGCCUGUGGUGCAGAGAUGCCUGAUGGACAGUCAGAACCUGGAUAACAUGGUUCAGUGUCUGAUAAGUCGAUGCACUUGUCCUACUCAGUUUCCCAUGGUGAAGAUAACCGAGGGCAAAUACAGAGUCGGAGACUCCAGUACCAACAUAUUUGUCAGAAUCUUAAGAAAUCACGUAAUGGUGAGAGUGGGCGGAGGAUGGGACACCUUGGAGCACUAUCUGGACAAACACGACCCCUGCCACUGCACGUCUCUCAUACAUAAACUGGCACAGCGACCAGCUACUCCGGUCCACGAGAUCAAAGCCAGACAAUUUGGGCCAGACGGCCAGACCGUAUCUCAAACGUCUUUGUUGCUGAGCCGAGUUCAGUCCCCCGUUGAUCCUGUAGUCUGGUCACCUUCUGGCCCCCCCAGGACGUCCAGAUCAGACCCAGUGCUCCGGAACAGCUGUUCUCCUACUAAACUGAGACAGCCCAAUUCCGAGUCUAAGGAUGACAUGGUGCUGAAGUCCACCAGCAGAACUAGCAGAGAUUCCAACAGGGCAUCUCCAUCUCCACGUCUAACGAGCAGUCUCCCACGGCCAACCCGGCCCUCCACCCCGACACGACCUGAGACUCAUCGUCCCAGUACGCCUUUGGUUUUCCACAAGGUUAACAACCAAGCUUGUAUCAAAACCCAACAAGGACCGGACAACAAGCUCGGCCAAACCUGGACCAAAUCACAGUUUGUUUCAAAGCUGAGACAAAAUGCUACAGUUGUGACAAAGACCAACCAGGAGAGCCAGAGACUUCAAGAGAAACCGGCUGGUCAACACCGCCAAAGAAAUAACACUCAAGCUAAGCCUUUCCAGUGCGUCACACCGGUUCAAAGUGUCAACCAAAGUUGUAGCACUCAAGAGCCUGAGAACAAUAUCAAUGUUGGAAAGAACCAGUUCAUUCGUACAUUUUGCCCCUCCAGAGGAAGGAUGGGGGUUAUUUUAGGGGAAUCAAAUAAAAAAGGUCAGUCAGACUCUUCAGAACAAAUUCAACCUACUGUUCAAGGACUCAUGAGAAGCCUACAAAGAUAUUCAUCACCCACCAAAUCACAUUCCAAAGGGACACCCCCUGAGCCAUACUCUAUUGUAAAUGCAAAAAGAAGAGAUGGAGAUUUGGGUAAUAGGUACCUCUUUACUCCCCCUCCGAUCAGUCCUGCUCAGGAGGCCAUGCUGUAUCAGAGCCUUGAAGAGGAGAUCCUGUCCAAUCUGCAACAGCUUGAGAUGGACUCCGACUCUGGUGACUCAGAGCAAAACGAAUUUAGUAUUCGCCCUGAGACUCCAUAUUUGCUCAAUUCUACAGAGAACACAUCCUCUGUUUUCAGUUCAACUUCUAGACCUACUAGUAGGAAGGAUGCUAGCUUUGAUGGCUUCAUCGGAGCGCUCACGAAAGAAAAGAAGCCACGUGAGAAAGGAUCCACUGAAAGAUGCAGAGGCAGGAAGCAAGAAAGACAGUCUCAGUUUGAUCCAAGAUAUGGCCGAUCCAUGGCCAAUUCCUGGUCCUCACUAGGAUCAAGUAUGGAGUCGAGAGAAUCGAUUGAACCACCCAAGAUGUCAGGUGUUUACACCGCUGUGCAGGCAGAUUCCUCGGACUCUGGGAUUAAAUGUAAAGAAAGGCCUCAGGGUUCCUCUUCAAGUAAGAGAAGGUCCCUAAAGAAGCCAGAACGAGUGCCUUCCAUCUACAAGUUAAAACUGAGGCCUUGUGUGCGCCCCAGACGGGACCACAGGCCUGACAAGAAUCCUACAAGAAUCCCUAAACCAGUCUUCUACCGGAGAAGUCAAAGCCCGAAAGACACCACUCAUACUAUCACGGACAGUACUGCUAUGUCUAAUACUCGGAAAGGACUCAGUAUAAUUCGUAGAUCAUCCACCCUGAGGCGCUCCAGGAAAAACUUAGGGAGGACCACAAAGUGCCAAGGAAUAGUCCAGGAGAGAGUGACUGAUCAGGAUGUUGAAUACUGGGUUUAA